Zeugodacus cucurbitae (melon fly) is the source of this 935-nucleotide messenger RNA. Its product is annotated as probable serine/threonine-protein kinase kinX. The transcript has 2 exons. The record is from RefSeq and is a predicted model, not a curated record. NCBI's taxonomy places the organism in Eukaryota, Metazoa, Arthropoda, Insecta, Diptera, Tephritidae. The coding region runs from base 58 to 798 and encodes 246 amino acids.
CUGCGUUUAAGGAACAUUCAAUCAGUCAAGUUCAUACAAUUGUACUAAGCUAACAAAAUGAAAGCCACUUUCACCAUUGCCGCGGUGCUUUGCGCCUACUUGUUGGUCCAAUCGGCUGUAGCAUUGCCUUUGUCUUCUGAAUCGGGAGAAGCCGCUCAACAACCACAAGAACUUGGACAUAAGAAGAAGCUGCCCCCAAUUGUCAUUGAUACUAAGAUGAAGGCUGAAGCCCACAUUAAAGUACCUGAGGAAGUUGCUGAAGCUCUCGCCACAUUGUUCAUCAAGUUGCAACAAGAACACAAGGACAAGCAACAACAAAAACCAGCUGAUAAGCCAGCAAAAGGUGAGAGCGAUGAGCCAUCAAAGGUAGAGCAACCAGCCCAAGACGACGAUUUAUUAUUAUUGGAUGCCAAGCCAGUUCAAGGUGAUGAACCAGCCAAAGUUGAGGAACCAUCAAAGGUUGAACAACCAGCCGAUAGUGAGGAACCAUCAAAGGUAGAGCAGCCAGCCGAUAGUGAGGAACCAUCAAAGGUUGAGCAGCCAGCCCAAGACGACGAUUUAUUAUUAUUGGAUGCUAAGCCAGCUCAAGGUGAUGAGCCAGCCAAAGUUGAGGAACCAUCAAAGGUUGAACAGCCAGCCGAUAGUGAAGAACCAUUAAAGGUUGAACAGCCAGCCAAAGUUGAGGAACCAACAAAGGUAGAGCAGCCAGCCGAUAGUGAGGAACCAUCAAAGGUUGAGCAGCCAGCCCAAGCUGAACAGCCAGCUGAAAAACCAGCUGACAACGAACUAUUGUUGUAAAUUAACAGCGUCGUCCAGCUGAAAUCAAAAUAACUGCACAACCGAAAUAUAAAAUGUGGAUCUCUAAGGGAAACCAAAAAAUAUAUUUUAAGAAUUUGUGUAGAGAUUUUGAAAUAAAAAUUAAAUAUUGCAAAUUA